Molecule: messenger RNA, 2592 nt
Organism: Morchella sextelata
Lineage: Eukaryota; Fungi; Ascomycota; Pezizomycetes; Pezizales; Morchellaceae
Exons: 1
Coding region: 1-2592 (863 amino acids)
Biological process (GO): DNA integration
Molecular function (GO): nucleic acid binding
Source: RefSeq, a predicted model, not a curated record
AUGCCCUUCGGCCUUACCAAUGCGCCGGCCACCUUUCAACAUUUUAUCAAUGAUUGCGUCCGUGACUACCUUGAUAUGUUCUGUACAGCCUAUCUUGACGAUAUUCUCAUCUACAGCGACACCUUCGAGAGACAUCAAGUACACGUCGAAAAGGUCUUGGAAGCCCUACAAAGAAAUGGAGUACUGCUGAAACCAGAGAAAUGCGAAUUUCAUACACAAAGCACCACCUACUUCGGCCUCAUCAUCGAACCCAAUGGUAUUAAAAUCGAUCCAAGGAAAGUGGAGACAGUGAAGAAUUGGACCGUCCCCAAAACAGUUAAGGAUAUGCAAGCAUUUCUAGGUUUCGCUAAUUUUUACCGCCAAUUCAUACGUGGGUUCUCGGAACUAACUUCCCCCCUUACCAGACUGACACGCAAGGAUAUAUCGUUCGAAUGGACACCCGGAGCCCAAACUGCCUUCAACGCCUUGAAAGAAGCCUUUACCACCGCUCCCAUCCUUACUCAUUUCGACCCGGAGAAAAAAAUUACCGUGGAGACCAAUGCAUCUGACUAUGUCUCUGCCGGUGUAUUCUCCCAAUAUGAUGAUAAUGGUACCCUUCGACCCGUCGCAUACUUCUCAAAAAAGCACUCCCCCGCCGAAUGCAACUACGAAAUUUACGACAAGGAAUUACUGGCGAUUAUUCGAUCCUUUGAGGAAUGGCGACCGGAACUGGAAGGGGCUGCACACCCAAUCGCCGUCAUAUCCGAUCAUAAGAAUCUCGAAUACUUUAUGAGUACUAAACAACUCAACCGGAGACAAGCCCUGUGGGCGGAGUAUUUAUCACGGUUUAAUUUUGUCAUCAAGUACCGACCAGGGAAACAAGGAGGGAAACCGGACGCGUUGACAAGAAGAUCAGGAGAUCUCCCUGGAGAGGGGGAUGAAAGACAAUUACACCAGAGUCAAGUUGUAAGGAAGAAGGAAAAUCUUGAUGCAAAGCUAAGUUUCUUGGCGGAUUCUUUCUCAAAUGAGCCCGCUGAAAAGAACGCCUCACUGAAUAGUCUAUUCGAUGAAGAAUAUAGCGCUGACCCGUUUCCACAAAAGAUACUGGAUAUGCGGAACAAAGGUGAGCGACAAUCAAAGGACAUAUCACUCGGCGAAUGCACCGAAGUUGAAGGCCGGUUGCUUUACCGAGGCAGCAUAUAUGUACCCGACUACGACCCUCUCAAGCUCCGAAUCCUCCAACUUUACCAUGACGCUGCCUCCGCCGGACAACCUGGACGUGAAAAAACAUUCGAACUUAUCAGUCGAGACUACUACUGGCCCCUUAUGCGGAAUUAUAUUGCCCGCUACGUUCGGAACUGCCACACCUAUCAACGAAGCAAACCCAACACCCAUGGAAAGCUCGGCGUACUUCGACCUUUACCAAUUUCCGAACAACCAUGGCAGGAGGUAUCAAUGGACUUCGUCACUGGCCUACCGGAGAGCGAAGGGUACGAUGCAAUUAUGGUGGUUGUUGACCGGUUAACAAAGAUGCGACAUCUUCUGCCCUUUAAUACCACCGUUAACUCCGAAGAUGUCGCCCAACUAUAUCUGCGGAAUAUAUGGAAGCUCCAUGGGCUACCCACACAUGUCACCUCCGACCGCGGUACGCAAUUCACAGCCAAGUUCUGGAAGGCUCUCUGCAAACACCUCAACAUUGAAGCAAGAAUGUCCACCGUCUUCCACCCGGAGACCCACGGCCAAACUGAAAGGCUGAACGCCGUAAUGGAGCAAUAUCUAUGUGGUUAUGUCUCUUAUCAACAGGACGAUUGGGUAAAAUGGCUUCCUAUGGCAGAAUUCUCCGCCAAUAAUCAGGUCUCCGCAUCUACCAAAGCUACACCAUUCUUGGCGAACUAUGGUUUCCACCCUCGGUUCACAGUGACGAUCAAAUCGCUUGACAGGACCCCACCAAGCCUUAAUGCUAAAGAGUUCGCUUUGAAGAUGAAAGAACUCCACCAACACCUACGCUCCAAUAUCCGCACAGCGCAAGACCAACAAGAACAGGCCGUCAAUACCAAACGAACGCCGGCUCCGCGGUACGACAUUGGCGAUAUGGUGUUUGUUUCAGCAAAAAACAUCCGAACCACCCGUAACUCUCGGAAGUUGGACUGGAAGAAGCUGGGACCAUUCCCCGUCAAAGAAUUCAUAUCGCCAUAUGCGUACCGAAUCGACCUGCCUAGGAGUAUGAAGGUGCACCCCGUCUUCCACGUAUCGUUGCUAAACCCCGCUGCAAAUGACCCCGUUCCAGGGCAAACUCAACCACCACCCCCGCCUAUUAUCGUUGAACAGGAGGAGGAGUAUGCAGUUGAGGAAAUCUUGGACUCGAGGGAAACAAGAAAUAACGGCCUGCAAUACUUUGUUAAAUGGAUAGGCUAUACUGACCCCACCUGGGAGCCCGCCGCAUACCACGAAAAUGCCGCCGCCGUUGAUGUCUUCCAUACAUGUUACCCCGAUAAACCUGGACCGUUGGAAGGAAAGAUUAAGGUUAAGGCUCGCAGGAGCUCGCGUUUGAAGGGGGGGGCUACUUUCAUGGAUCGACUAGUGAAUAUACUGGGUUACGAGAAGUUGGAUUAG